Messenger RNA from Paracoccidioides lutzii Pb01, 231 nucleotides. RefSeq lists its product as hypothetical. The transcript is spliced from 2 exons. Bases 1 to 231 code for a protein of 76 amino acids. The record is from RefSeq and is a predicted model, not a curated record.
AUGGCUCUACCCCUCUUUAACUUGUCACCUGAACAGGGAGAGGUUGUGACUCGAUAUCAGAUUUAUUACGAAGAAGCAGAACUCAUAGGGAAGGUCGAUGCCGAUGUUUCAGAACGCCGUGCGACGAUCAUAGCGGGAAAUCGCAUUCAGCUCCGCCCGCAACGACAUCGCCUCAGGCGUAUGAUCUAUAAAACACGCCGACGACUCGAAGACGACUCCAGAUCUCAUUAA